UUUAGUUAUUUACGAUCAAACCAAAACAAGUUACCCGCUCUAAAAAAAUAAAUUAGACACCCUUCUUCUUCUGAGUUCUGACUGACACAUUUUCUCUCUCCUCUCAAUUUUCUCUGUUCAUCAGUAAAAACCACCUGCACCUGCUUCAGAAAAACAAACACUGGAAGAAGAAGGCAACAGUCUCUUUCAUCACUCUUAAAAAGCAAAAGGGUAUAGCUUUUCCCCACUUUGAAUGAUUGAGAUAAUAAUGUGCCCCAAUCUUCUCAGCAAAUGCUCUCCACCAAGCUGAAGAACAGAGGAGAGAGAAACUAUAGAGGAAGCUGUACAUUAAACAAGAACAGAUCUCGUGUUUUGAGAUUCUGGUUUCGGCGCCAUUGUAGUUUAACUUUUUGGGCGAAUAAUUUGGGUUGUUGUGUUGAAGUUUGCGAGUGGGCCGGCUAUUUUGGAUGAUUACGCUGCUGUAAACUGGAGUAAUUCUCAAAGUAGCAAGAAUUUGUUCCCAACAAUUGCAGGGGAGUUUUUAUUGAAAUGUCUCUGAAUAACAAUCAUUCUGGUUCAAAUGGUAAAUAUCCUACAAACUUCAAGAUGAAAAAGGUUAAGGAUCAGAUGAAUGGAUCGAGUGGUAGUGUGUGGAAGUGGAAAAUGUUUCUUCAAUUGGUUGUUGUUAUUGGGUUAAGUUGGUUUAUAUAUGGGUUGAAUGGCUGGCUUUCAAAGUCGCAGAAUAAGUCUUUGCUCUUUGGUGAUUUCAAGAACCUUGGAUAUUUCAAACCGUUUGAUUUCGCCCAGCACCAGGUUCAUUCCCUCUCUGAUCAGGGGACUUCUGUACAAGCUGAUGACAACAAUGAAGAUGGCUGCAGGCCUAAUUGUUUUUGGUCCACAAAGAUCUGUUGGUGGGUGCUUUUAGGGUUGAUGGUGAUGAGUUUGAGGAUCUCAUGUUUUCGAUUUAGCAAACGUAGUAACCAGCAGUAUACCUUGGCUCAGCCACAGCAGCUGCAGCAGGAACAACUCAUGCAGCAUAAGCUUCCAUUGCUAAUCGGUUCAGCUAAAACAAAUACAAAAUGGCAGAAGAAGCUCUUGUUUCUGUUUGUUGUUGGUAUGAUGAUUGUAUCCAUGUGUAUAUUCUAUCAUUUUUACCAAGACACUGUUUUUAGAAGAAGAGAAACAUUAGCCAAUAUGUGUGAUGAGCGAGCUAGAAUGCUGCAAGAUUCGUUCAAUGUCGGCAUGAAUCAUGUCCACGCGUUGGCAGUUCUGGUUUCUACCUUUCACCAUGGAAAAAAUCCUUCGGCUAUGGAUCAGAAAACCUUUGAAGAAUACACUGAACGAACGGCUUUUGAGAGGCCACUCACCAGUGGUGUUGCCUAUGCGUUGAAAGUUACUCACUCUGAGAGGGAGCAAUUUGAAAAGCGCCAGGGGUGGACUAUAAAGAAAAUGAAACACGGGGACCAGACUCUUGUACAGGAUUUUGAUCCUGCAAAGAUGGAUCCUGCACCUGUUCAAGAUGAAUAUGCACCUGUUAUAUUCUGUCAAAGGACAGUAGCUCAUAUUGUCUCUAUAGACAUGAUGUUAGGAAAGGAAGACCGUGACAAUAUUUUGCGAGCUAGGGCAACUGGAAAGGGUGUCUUGACUUCUCCAUUUAAGCUACUCAAAUCUAAUCACCUAGGAGUGGUACUUACUUUUGCUAUCUAUGACCACGAGCUUCCACCAGACGCAACUCCAGAGCAACGCAUAUCAGCAACUGUGGGGUAUCUUGGUGCAUCUUAUGAUCUGCGGUCACUGGUGGAGAAGAUUCUUCAGCAACUUGCCAGCAAACAAACCAUUGUUGUGAAUGUCUAUGACACGACGAAUUCAUCAGCAACAAUUAACAUGUAUGGAACUGAUGAUGUUAUAGACACAGGUUUUCUGCACGUCAGCAGUCUUGAUUUCGGGGAUCCAACUCGAAAUCAUGAGAUGCAUUGCAGGUUCAAAAACAGGCCACCUCCUCCUUGGACAGCAAUAUUAUCUGCAGGUGGAGUUAUGACAAUUUCCUUGCUCGUAAGUCAUAUUCUUCAUGCAGCCAUCAACAGAAUUGUUAGAGUAACGGAAGACUGCCAAAAAAUGACGGUGCUAAAAGCUCGUGCUGAAGCUGCCGACGUUGCAAAAUCUCAGUUUCUUGCUACCGUGUCCCAUGAAAUAAGAACUCCCAUGAACGGUGUUUUAGGUAUGCUGCAAAUGCUGAUGGAUACUGAUCUGGAUGCUGAUCAGAUUGAUUACGCGCAAACUGCUCAUGCCAGUGGGAAAGAUCUCAUUUCCAUUAUUAAUGAGGUUCUUGAUCAGGCCAAGAUAGAAUCAGGCAGGCUUGAGCUUGAAGCAGUGCCUUUUGAUUUGCGUACUAUUCUAGACAGAGUUGUUUCUCUGUUCUCUGGAAAGUGUCGAGAAAAGCAAAUUGAAUUGGCUGUAUAUGUAUCCAAUAAGGUACCUGAAAUUCUGGUUGGAGACCCUGGGAGAUUCCGGCAGAUAAUUACCAAUCUUGUCGGUAAUUCAGUAAAGUUCACUAAUGAUAAGGGGCAUAUUUUUGUUUCUGUACAUUUGGCUGAUGAAGUGAGGGCACCAUCUGAUAUGAUGGAUGAUGUGUUGCGGCAAGGCCUUAAUUCAUUGAAAGAUGGAUCUGAAAGAAAUACUCUGAGUGGUUAUCAGAUCGUUGACAGAUGGAAAAGUUGGGAAAACUUCAAACAAUUGGGUGGUAAAGAAAGCAUUGAGUCAUCUGAGCUUAUCAAACUAAUAGUGUCAGUUGAGGACACGGGAGAAGGGAUUCCUCAAGAGGCACACAGUCGCAUAUUUACUCCAUUUAUGCAGGCUGACAGCUCGACUUCGCGGCACCAUGGAGGAACUGGAAUAGGAUUGAGUAUAAGCAAAUGCUUAGUAGAACUUAUGGGAGGGGAAAUUGGAUUUGUAAGUAAGCGUAAUGUUGGAAGUACUUUUUCUUUUACUGCUGUUCUCAUGAGAGGGGAGUUAGAGUCCCUAGACCCAAAGCGGCAUAUCCAUGAAACAUCUAUCUCAGAAUUGAAGGGAUUGAGAGCUUUGGUAAUUGAUAAAAGAAGCAUUCGAGCUGAAGUCACACGAUAUCAUCUCCAUAGACUGGGGAUAUCUGUUGACACAGUUUCUAGUCUUCAGUCUGCUUCCUCAUUUGUUUCUGACAAUCUAAAUACAAGUGCUUUAGCGCCACUUUCCAUGAUUCUAAUUGACAUGGAGGUAUGGGAAAAUGAGCCUGUCAUUGAGAUCCGCCGCGUGCUUCAAGAUGCAAUAUCAUCGAAAGGCUCUUCUUAUAGAAUGCCCAAGAUAUUUUUAUUGGCCACCUCCAUGAGUACCGUUGAACGUAGUGAACUUAAAUCAUCUCAUUUGGUUGAUGAUAUACUCACGAAGCCUCUAAGGUUGAGUGUUUUAACUGGAUGCUUCCAUGAAGCCUUUGCCAAUGGGAGAAAAAGGCAAUUGAAUCGAGUCAAACCUGCCAAUCUUGGAAAUUUACUGAAAGGAAAACACAUCUUGGUAGUCGAUGAUAAUGGUGUUAACCGUAAAGUGGCGGAAGGAGCUCUAAAGAAAUAUGGGGCUGUUGUGACCUGUGUGGACAGUGGGAAGGCUGCCGUGGCAAAGCUUACGCCACCUCAUAGCUUUGAUGCUUGCUUCAUGGAUCUCCAAAUGCCCGAGAUGGAUGGGUUCGAAGCUACUCGGCAAAUUCGUGAGAAGGAAAAAGAGUUGAGUAAGAAACUUAAAUCUGGGGAAGUUUCAAUGGAGUCCACUUGUAACGCUCCAAUAUUGGCAAUGACAGCUGAUGUAAUUCAAGCAACGAAUGAAGAGUGCGUUAAGUGCGGCAUGAAUGGUUACGUGUCCAAGCCAUUUGAAGAAGAGCAGUUGUAUUCAGCCGUGGCUUGCUUCUUUGAGUCCAGAUGACGUACUGUUUGGCAAGUCCUCAAAAUGGUCGAGUCAUUUGAUGUCUAAUCGAGAGUGUCCUUUUCUCUAAAGUAGCUGUGACGCUGAGUGUAAUCUUGCAUCUUCCAGUGCAGAAGUUGCUGUUGCUGGGAAAGAAUAGAGACAGGCUCAUGGCAUUUAUGGGGAGGUAACUAAAAGUCUACUGGUAAACACAUAGCGGCAAUGCAUGCUGAUUGCUGAUCAGAAUUGGAAUUAGGGGACUUGUGAGAUGAUUCUGUAUAUAAGUCUGAUUGGCUGAAUAUCAUCAAAUUAAUAUAUAGUAUGUACAUUCAAACAGUACGUCGUGGAAUUGCCUAUGGUAGUCUAUUUUAGACGUGUUGCAAUAUAUAGGAAUUGCCUGUAUAGCUAUUGAGUAGCACAACUUUGGGAUAGAGUAGAGAUAGUUGUUACGUUGUUGAUCGCGUAGGAAUCCUUAGUUUCUCAAGUACUUGAUAACAUAGCAAAUCAGCAAUUUCAUCAUUUUGGUUCCACGUUUGAUGGCUAA
Messenger RNA from Spinacia oleracea (spinach), 4447 nucleotides. Its product is annotated as histidine kinase 2. Gene Ontology annotation, molecular function: phosphorelay sensor kinase activity. Gene Ontology annotation, biological process: phosphorelay signal transduction system; phosphorylation. Bases 529 to 3924 code for a protein of 1131 amino acids. NCBI's taxonomy places the organism in Eukaryota, Viridiplantae, Streptophyta, Magnoliopsida, Caryophyllales, Amaranthaceae. Gene Ontology annotation, cellular component: nucleus. The transcript has 15 exons. The record is from RefSeq and is a predicted model, not a curated record.